AUGGGAUCAGAGAAUGAAUUAGAUAACAUCGUUGGGGAGGAGAGUUCAUCAUUUUCAGCAUUAGAAGUUCCUAAAGGGGAUAUCCUAUUUUGCGUUAAUAAAUCAUUUCUGAAGACUUGUGCACAUUUGUCCUUUUUGAUUUUUUCUAUUUAUAUUAUAUUAAAGCACACAUUUCCAACUGUGUUCAAAAAAUUGAAUAACACAUUAGAUAACAACACAUUAAAUGCAAUAAUAUCUGGCCAAGUUUAUCUAGACAAUUCAGAUGAAAAGGAAAAUACUGUAUUACAAAAUGGAAUAGGAGGAAAAUUUAAUUAUUCUCUUAGCAAUAUAUACACAAAUGACAAUGAAAAAAAAUAUGGUGGAGAAUACAUUCCUUUGGAGGAAGAAACAGUUAAUGAUAAGGAAAAAGAAAAUGACAAAAAAUGUGAAGAUGUAAAAAAAAAAUAUAAUAAUGAAAUCAAAGAACUUGAACAAAAUAUUGAAAAUGUAAGUAUAAAUCGUAAAAUAGAAAAUAAUAUAGAUAAAAAUAUUUUAGGCAAAGAGACAGGUUACAAUAAAGUAGAUGAGAGAAUAAAAAAUAAUAAAAGUGAAACAAAUGAUAAUAAUUCAAAAGAAGAAGAAGAAAAAUAUUAUUUUUUGCAAGAAAAUGACAAUAUGGAAAUGAAUCCAGGAAAGGCAUCAUAUUUUGAAAAAAUAGAAACGCACAUAUAUAGAAUAAAUGAAGAAGACGAAGUUCUGGAUAAUGACAUAAAGGAUGAUGACGUUUUAAAAGAAGGAAACGGAGAUAUUAAGAAUAAAAAAGGACAUAUUUUGAACACAAAGAAUAUUACUCUUGAUAUAGAAAAAGGUGGGAAAGAAAGUAUAAAUAAGAAUGAAAAAGAAGAUGAAAAGUAUGUUCAUGAAAGCGUAUUAUUAUAUAACCAAAUAAAAAACGAAGUACAUGACAAUGAAGCCCAAAGUACAAGUAUUAAUAUAAAAAAAGUUGAUGGAGAUAAUAAUGAAAAUAGAAAAACGAAUAGUAAUUCCCAAGAAGCUGCACAAGAAAUAAACAAAAAACGCGUUAAUAAAUAUAAAUUAAAGGAACAUGAAGAAAAUACUCAAAAUAAUUCAACAGAAGAUGUAUCAAAAAUGGAUGAAAAAGAUUAUAAUAAAACAGUAAUAAACGACGAUAAAAAGGAUGCAGGCGCAAAGAAAGUACAAAAAGAAAUAAUACGAGAAAAGGUAGAUGCGAAAAAAGGAGAAAUUAAAAAGGAAGAUGUGAAAAAGGAUGAAACUAAAAAGGAAGAUGUGAAAAAGGGUGAAAUUAAAAAGGAGGAUGUGAAAAAGGAAGAAAUUAAAAAGGAUGAUGUGAAAAAGGAAGAAAUUAAAAAGGAUGAUGUGAAAAAGGGAGAAAUUAAAAAGGAAGAUGUGAAAAAGGAAGGUAUUAAAAAAGGUGCUAUUAAGAAAGACGAUGUUAAAAAAGAAGCGAUAAAAGACAUAAAGGACCCUAAAAAAGAAAUAAGAAGUGAAAAGGACAAAAAAAAAGACAUAAGAAGGGCAAUAUCAUUAGAUACCAUUUAUAAAAGUGAAUAUGAUGUAAAUGACGAUGACUCUGAUGAUGGUAAAUCCGAUGAAUGGAAAAAGAAAGAAUGGGACAAUUGGUUAAUUAAGACCGAGGAGGAUUGGAAACUAUUUAACACAAGCAUCGAGAACAAAAAAAAUAGAUGGCUUGAAAAAAGGGAGAAAGAAUUAGAACAAUGGCUUGUAAAUAUGCAGAAUAAGUGGAUGAAUUUUAAAGAAAAUGAUGACACUGAAUUUAAAGUGUAUGCCAUGAAAAAUGCAUCAACAUGGAAUGAUAGUGAAUGGGAACAAUGGACUAAAACAGAUGGAAAAAAACAUAUGGAAACAGAUUUAAAUAAAUGGUUUAAUGAGAAAGAAACCUUUUUGGAAGGUUGGGUUUCUAAAGAAUGGAACCAAUGGAAAAAUGAAAGAAUGAUUCAAUGGUUAUCUGUUGAUUGGAAACAUAAGGAAGAUGAAACCUUUGAAAAUUGGAAAUCAACGAAAUUUACACAUAUCUUACAUUUAAAAAAGAAUAAAAGAUGGAACAAAUGGAAAGAAAGGACAAAUAAAGAAAAGGAAGAUUGGGCUAAUUGGGUAAAGGGGAAAGAAAAAUUAUAUAUAAAUAAUAAAUGGGAUAAAUGGUCAAAAUGGAAAAAGGAUAGGCGUGUUUUAUAUAAUCAAAAAUUCGUGUCUUUCAUUAACAAAUGGAUAAAUGACAAACAGUGGACCGUAUGGAUCAAGGAUCAAAAUGGUCAAGCUUUAUAA
This is a messenger RNA of Plasmodium gonderi, 2304 nucleotides long. RefSeq names its product tryptophan-rich antigen. The record is from RefSeq and is a predicted model, not a curated record. The transcript has 2 exons. Lineage: Eukaryota; Apicomplexa; Aconoidasida; Haemosporida; Plasmodiidae. Bases 1 to 2304 code for a protein of 767 amino acids.